Plasmodium relictum is the source of this 423-nucleotide messenger RNA. RefSeq names its product conserved Plasmodium protein, unknown function. Gene Ontology annotation, cellular component: nucleolus. The transcript has a single exon. The record is from RefSeq and is a predicted model, not a curated record. NCBI's taxonomy places the organism in Eukaryota, Apicomplexa, Aconoidasida, Haemosporida, Plasmodiidae. The coding region runs from base 1 to 423 and encodes 140 amino acids.
AUGAAAGAUAACGAAUUUGUUGGAGGAAAAUUAAAAAUUAAAGGAUUAAGAAUAAAAAAAAAAAAUAAGAAAAAGAAGAGAGAGAUAAAGAGUGAUGGAAAUGAUUCUAAAUCCAUGGGAAAUAAUGAAAAUAAAUAUAACAAUGAGUAUUUUACUAAAGAAAAUAAAAACGUAAAAACAGAAAAUAAACAAGAAAACGAAUCCUUGAAUAAAAUAGAUGAUGAAGAUAAAAAAUUAAAGGAAAUAUUAGAAUCUAAUUUAACAGAAGCAGAAAAGGCAUAUAAGCUAGUAUUAAAAAAAAGAGAAAAGCAAAGAAUAGAAAAAAUCCUACAAGAAAGUUAUCGUGAACGCUUGCAAAAGUUCAACGACAACUUGGCUUCAUUAAGUGAACAUUUUGAUAUACCUAAGGUUGGCCCAGGGUAA